Molecule: messenger RNA, 5094 nt
Organism: Dreissena polymorpha
Lineage: Eukaryota; Metazoa; Mollusca; Bivalvia; Myida; Dreissenidae
Product: calcineurin subunit B type 1
Exons: 6
Coding region: 105-617 (170 amino acids)
Molecular function (GO): calcium-dependent protein serine/threonine phosphatase regulator activity; calcium ion binding
Source: RefSeq, a predicted model, not a curated record
AGUGGAAUUUGCUUCCGAUCUUGCGCAAAGGAAAUCGACUUACGAAAGAACCCGGAUGUGACUGCAGUUACAGGAGUAAUUUUAGCAUCUAAUUUUCAUCGAAAAUGGGGAACGAAAACUCUCUGCCUAUGGAAUUAUGUUCCAAUUUUGAUGCUGAUGAAAUAAAACGAUUAGGGAAGCGCUUUCGAAAGUUGGAUUUGGACAAUUCUGGUGCAUUGAGUGUAGAGGAGUUCAUGUCAUUGCCGGAAUUGCAACAGAAUCCUCUUGUACAGAGAGUUAUAGAAAUAUUUGACACAGACGGUAAUGGGGAAGUGGAUUUUAAAGAGUUCAUAGACGGUGUUUCGCAAUUUAGUGUUAAGUGUAACAAAGAGUCAAAACUUAGGUUCGCAUUCAAAAUCUACGACAUGGACAAAGACGGCUACAUCUCAAAUGGGGAGCUCUAUCAGGUGUUGAAGAUGAUGGUGGGGAAUAACCUCAAGGAUCACCAGCUUCAACAAAUAGUAGAUAAAACUAUAAUUCAUGCUGACGCGGAUGGAGACGGAAAAAUCUCUUUUGAAGAGUUUUGUUCCGUGGUAGGCAGUAUGGAUGUCCAUAAAAAGAUGGUGGUGGACGUAUAGUGACUUUAGACUUUAACAAAUUCCAUUUUUUCAUUUAUGAGCUGUUUUCUUUUGGCUGUUUUUGUAUUUCCAUGACAUUUCUCAACUGCUACCAGCAUUGUUUGCCAUUUAUCAGGUAGUGUUUUAAACCAUGAGUAUGUCAUUUUUGUUUGGAUGUACAGGAAGAAAUACAAAAAUUUUUUUUUUUGCUUUACGUAAAAAAAGUUGGUCCAGGUAUACUGGUAAUACUUGAUAAUUUCAAAUGCAUGUUCAAGGUAUUUCUGUGAGUUUUAGUACAUAUACCACUGGGUUAAUACAAAUUGCUAGUGGUGAGCAAUUGUUGUCAUCCUCUCUUAAUUAAACUUGGUCAGAAUGUUUAUCGUCAUAACAUCUAGGCGGAAUAUUAAUCUGGGUCAUGCAUGGCCCAAAACUAGGUCACCCGGUCAAAUAUUUGAACAACUUUGUUACCGCUAGAAGCCAAAUUAGACAUGCGCAUCCAAAAACAAGGUCAAAUCUUUCAAAAACCUUUGUUCCACUCUCGAGGCCAUAUUAAUGACUUGAUCUUUAUAAAAUUUUGAAACUGGAUCUUAUGUGUUAAAAAACUGUAUAAACAUUUUAGAGCCCACAUAAACGAGUCAAUAAGAUGAAGCGUUAGAGAAAACAUCUGGAUCGAAAUUGAAUCUUUGACACUUGCAUUCAAAAUCUAGGCUACCAGGUCAAAUUUUAGGAAAAAAAUAACCGUUUUACCAAUCUAGAAGCCAUAUUUAUGAAUCAAUCUUGAUGAAACUUGGUAAAAAUGUUUAUUUUGACAAUAUUUGGACCAACUUUUAGUCCGGGUCAUGGGCAUCCAAAAUAGGUGACCAGGUAAAAUGAAAAACCAAACUUGUUACCACUUGAUGCCACAUUUAUGCUCAAUCUUGAUGAAAAGUUGUCACAAUGUUUCUCAACAAUAUUAAAGAUAUGUUUGAAUGUGGGUCAAAUAGUGUUUAAGCUAGAUCAUCAGGUCAUAUUCAACAAUUUGUUUUCCCUGAAGUCAGAUGAGCGUUUUAGGGCCAUCAUGGUCUUCUUGUUUCCUUAAUACGGAUAUUUUUUCUUGAGUGUAGUUUGGCACAUGGUGUUACUACUUUUUUCUGUUUCACCGAUAUUUUCCAUUGAACAAGUUUAUAUACUUAAUUCAUAUUUUUGUAUUUAUGUUAUAUAUAUCGGGUUUCAUCCCUGUACUGGCAUAAAUAUAUGUUGCUUUUACUGGUAUGUCAUAAUAUUUGUUGAUGUUUGCAUGAAUUGCAUGUCAUAAGGACAGUUCUUGCAUACUAUUAGUUCUUGCAUACUAUUAUUUUGAAAAAAAGAAGGCUGAUUCAUCAUUAACAUUUUUCAAGUUGUAUCAUCUUAGUUUGAUAUAUAUUUUGUUUUAUCAGUAUAAUUAAAGACAAGCUUUGUACCUGGCAUAUUUCCAAUGAACAGUAAACUUUUAAAUGUUCAAAUUUUAGAAAAAGUCACCUCUAAAAAGCUUUUUUAGCUCACCUGUCACAAAGUUACAUGGUGAGCUUAUGUGACCAUGUGAUGUUUGGCGUCUGUUGUGUGUGCGUGUGUGCGUCCAUCAACAAUUUGUUUGUGUUGACAGUAGAGGGCACAGUUCUCAUCCAAUCUUUAUGAAAUUUGGUCAGAAUGUUUAUCUUGAUGAAGUCUGGUUUUGGAUUGUAUUUUUGUCAUCUGUGGUCAAAAAAUAGGUAACUAGGUCACAUAAUAGGUCAAAUAAUAGAAAACCUUGUGUAGACAAAAGAGGUCGCAGUUUUCACAGUAGAGGUCACAGUUUUCAUCCAAUCUUUAUGAAAUUUGGUCAGAAUGUUUAUCUUGAUGAAAUCUGGGUUGGGAUUGUAUUUGGGUCAUCUGGGGUCAAAAACUAGUCACUAGGUCAAAAACUAGGUAAAAUAGUAGAAAAACCUUGUGUAGACAGUAGAGGUCACAGUUUUCAUCUAAUCUUUAUGAAAUUUGGUCAGAAUGUUUAUCUUGAUGAAAUCUGGGUUGGGACUGUAUUUGGUUCGUCAGGUGAGCGAUUAAGGGCCAUCAUGGCCCUCUUGUUUAAUUUAUUGUAUGGCUUUUUUUCGUGAGUAAUAAAAACAUUUUUCUCAAAUAUAAGUUUUUGACACUAAAGUCAUGUUUACAUAUAUUAUGAUCAGAAAGGUUUGGCAGUAUGUGAUAUCAUCAUGGUACUUAAACAUAAGAAAUGAGCCAGUCGUAGCAUGUCUUUUUAUUUUAGAUCAACCAUUCCUGUUUACAAAUGUAUCAUUCAUAUUGAUCUGUUAUUGUCAUAUAAAUAAUCUCAGUCUCUCUUGUCAAUAGGUAACAUAAUUCAACACAACAUUAUACAACGAGCGAAUUCGCUUAUUAAUAUUUACAACAUUUUUUUUAUUCUUUGAAAUUUAUAUUAAAAGCAUUUCCCUACAGAUGUACUUUUUCUUCUUAUACCAGUUUGCAUUCUUACUGUUUACAUUUGUGUUAAAUUGGGCACCCAGCUUCCAUGUAAGAUGGCUAAUUUGCUGAUAUGGAAAAAAUUGGCGUUAACUUAGAAAAGGAUUAAUAUGUAAGUUUGAGUAUGGCAAUUUUGAUAUUAGCCUUGUGUGAAGCUUGAGCAAACCAAAGUCAGUGCUAAUGCAAUAGACAUUUUAUUUAAAUAUGACAUAUACCGGUGCUGACAAAAUUAAUGACCUGUAAUGACAACACAUUUAAGAGAGUACAGCAUUAAAUUAACACCAUUUCUUGACUUGCUUAAUAUCUGUAUAUUUUUGCUGAAUUAAAUGAUAAUGUAAAGAAGAUAACCUUUUGUAAUCAGUGAAAUCUAAAAAAUCAAAUAUUUUAUUAAAAAAAUGGUAGGUAAUCGGAAGUCCAUGCGGUUUCAUUCCCUUAUAUUUAUUUACAUCCAUAUGCCAUUAGGUUUCAUAUGAACAUCUCACCUAUGGCUUAUAUUUAAAAACCUCAUUUUUAUAUUGUUUGUUUUGUAACUUAUUAAGUCACAAGUUAAAUGGAUUGUUGUUAACAGUUUUUUCCGGUUGGUUUCUUAUUUUGAUUUUGUCUUGUAUAUGGAGUCAUUUAUGUAUGUUGUAAACACCAUUCACUUCAUAUUUUGUAUCUUUAUUGAUAUUGUGAGAACAAAUGUGUAAUACUUUAUCAUCCUUUCUUAUGUAACUUUGUAUGAAUGCUUUACGAUUGUUCAGCACUUUAUACUGAACACAAUUAAAUGGUAUAAUGUAAAUGUUUAUUUUAAAGUUUAAUUGGGUUUAUUAAACAUUUAAUUUCUGUAUUUGAAAAUCUGAGUUCAAAUUAACUUCUUAAGUGCUUGGAUAAGUUAAGAUUGAUUCAUUUAUAUAAAGAUAGUUCUGCAAAGAAAUGUAAUACAUAUUUGAUUAGUAAAUAAAUAUGUAAAAAAUACAUUAAGUUAUAUUUAUCGCAUUUGAAGAGUUAUUUUUUUCCUUUAACUUUGUUCUUUGUUCUUUUGAAGAGAAAAAUAACUUUUAUAAUAAUAAUAAUCAUAUUAAAACAUACAAAAUUGAUGAAUUCUGUAUUAAUGUAAUACUUACAUAAUGCAUAGCUGAUGACAGAAUCAGUUAUCAAUCAAGUUUUAAAUUGUCAUAAGUCAGUUGUAAGUUGUGCUCGAACUGAACAAAUGUAAAUAAUUAUUAGAGCCGAAGACUUGGUAUAUUCAAGAUUUUCUCUUCAACAGUCCUAUGUAAAAUAAUGGUUUGGAUAUUUAGUAUGUCUGUCUGGAGUGUAUUGUAAAUAUAUCAGAAAAUAGGACCUACCUCAAAUAGGUUAUCAUCUAAAAAGCUGUUAAUGAAUAAGAAUGAAAACUAAAUACAAAUUUUAAAUACUAAUUUUGGAUGUUUUUAACAUGUUGUUAUCCACUUGGUUGAUUGAAUGUUUGACAUGUAGCAAGUAAUAUUACAAUAAAACAAAAUUGCCUCUUUCAGUGCUAACAUAAAAACAGAUGUGGAAAUGAGAUUUUGUUUAUGAUUUAAAUGUUUGAUAUAUGCUGGAUACAAACAUUUAAACAAGAAAUAAUGCUUUACCAUAUUUAUAAUGUCAUAAUAAAGGAUUUGAAUCGAAAUACAUUGAACCUUUCUUGGCAAUAUCUAACAUAAUACCACUUAAUUUAUUUUUCAUGUUUGUCCAAAGCAGUUUUUUGUUUUAAAAACCAACCAAAUGUGCUAGAAGUUAAUAUAAUUGUUGCUGACACAAAAGUUUUUUUUAUUUUCUAAAUUUAUUUAUAUUUGUUAUUGUUUUUAUGUUUAUUUUGCAAGUAUUUGCAUGAUAUGUGUAUGGCGUCCGUAUUUUUAAAAUACUGUACUUUAUUUUCAUAUUUCUAUGUUGAUCUUUUUCAAGCGUGUGAAUAUUGCUGUAAACAAAUAUUUUAAUUGAUAUUGUACAAAAAGUUUUUUGGGUUAUUUAAAUUAUGUGAAAUUUAUCUCCAUUUUCCCCAGUGUAAUAAAAAAUAAUUCAAAAG